Rattus norvegicus (Norway rat) is the source of this 2517-nucleotide messenger RNA. It is a transcript of the gene Mcoln2, whose product is annotated as mucolipin TRP cation channel 2. Gene Ontology annotation, cellular component: membrane; plasma membrane; endosome membrane. Lineage: Eukaryota; Metazoa; Chordata; Mammalia; Rodentia; Muridae. Gene Ontology annotation, biological process: monoatomic cation transmembrane transport; iron ion transmembrane transport. The record is from RefSeq and is marked provisional. Gene Ontology annotation, molecular function: monoatomic cation channel activity; monoatomic cation transmembrane transporter activity.
GGAUCCGGGUGUCCGAACAGUGGUGACUGAGGGAAUCUAGGGUCGCGCCAUGCCCGAAGGCGAAGAGACGCUGGACCUGCCAGCGUGGAACCGCGCCCCGGACCCAGCUUGGGGUCCCCAGCACAGAGCUGCAGUGGCGUCUCUUGAUUCUGAGGUGAAGGAAGAGUGUCUGAGGGAAGACCUGAAGUUCUACUUCAUGAGUCCCUGUGAGAAAUACCGAGCCAGACGCCAGAUCCCAUGGAAACUGGCCUUGCAGAUUUUGAAGAUAGUCAUGGUAACCACACAGCUUGUUCGGUUUGGCUUAGGUAACCAGUUGGUGGUGGCUUUCAAAGAAGAUAACACUGUUGCUUUUAAGCACUUGUUUUUGAAAGGAUUUUCUGGAGUUGAUGAAGAUGACUACAGCUGCAGCAUAUACACUCAGGAGGACGCCUACGAGAGCAUCUUUUUUGCUAUAAAGCAGUAUCGCCAUCUAAAGAACAUUUCCCUGGCCACCCUUGGUUAUGGAAAAAGUGAAGACAAUAGAACUGGCUUGAGAUUCUGUAAGCAGCACUACAAGAGCGGGGCCAUGUUUUCUUCUAACGAGACCCUGAACAUUGACAGUGACAUUGAGACAGACUGCACUCACCUGGACCUCCAGGUGCUCACCAAGGACCCCGAGGACUGGGCACAGGCAUCGUUCUUCAGGCUGGAUUUUCAUCGGCUCGUACAAGUGGAUAUCUCUUUUGCCCUCAAAGGAAUUGACCUACAGGCAGUUCACUCCCGAGAGGUACCAGACUGUUACCUCUUUCAGAAUACGAUUACCUUCGACAACACGGCCCACAGUGGAAAAAUCAAAAUCUACUUUAACAGCGAGGCCAACAUAGAAGAAUGUAAACACAUGAACUUAUCUGGGUCUCUUCAGAGAAGCACCCGCUACGUCCUGGUGUUUGAUGUGUUUGUCAUUGCGAUCUGCCUGGCAUCCCUUAUCCUGUGCACAAGAUCCAUUGUUCUUGCUCUGAGGCUGAGGAAGAGAUUUCUAAACUUCUUCCUGGAGAAGUACAAACAACACGUGUGUGAUGCUGACCGGUGGGAGUUCAUCAAUGGAUGGUACGUCCUGGUCACUAUCAGCGACCUCAUGACAAUAAUUGGAUCCAUAUUGAAGAUGGAAAUCAAAGCCAAGAACCUCACAAACUAUGACCUGUGCAGCAUCCUGCUCGGGACGUCGACGCUCCUUGUCUGGGUUGGAGUCAUCCGAUAUCUGGGUUACUUUCAGACGUACAAUGCGCUCAUUUUAACCAUGCAGGCCUCCCUGCCCAAAGUGCUCCGGUUCAGCGCUUGCGCCGGUUUGAUCUACCUGGGCUACACGUUCUGCGGUUGGAUUGUCUUAGGGCCGUACCACGAGAAGUUUGAAAACCUGAACAUCGUUGCCGAAUGCCUGUUUUCUCUGGUCAACGGUGAUGACAUGUUUGCCACAUUUGCUCAGAUCCAGCAGAAGAGCCUCCUGGUGUGGCUGUUCAGCCGUCUCUACUUGUACUCCUUCAUCAGCCUCUUCAUCUACAUGGUCCUCAGUCUUUUCAUCGCGCUCAUCACCGAUUCGUACCACACCAUUAAGAAAUACCAGCAGAAUGGGUUUCCUGAAACGGAUCUGCAGAAAUUCCUGAAGGAGAGCGGUAGCAAAGAAGGGUACCAGAAGGAGCCAUCAGCCUUGCUACCCUGUUUCUGCUGUCUGAGGAGGAGAGGAAGUGAUGACCACUUGGUUCUCGUUGAUUAAAACCCUUGGCUAAUGCCCAUCAAGUCCACACCUCUUCAUGCUGUGGUUGUACGGAGAGGCCCAGAGGCAGCAGCAGUUCAUUCAAAGAUUGUCCUACUAAGUUGUGGAUCCAGAAGGAGGGGUGUCCGUGAGCUGUUGACGGGAACUGACAUACCAAAGUUACUUUUGAUAAACACAGAGUGUGAAGAGUAGGCCUCUCCUGGGAGUUAAUGUGAGGGCAAUGUGACAAUGAAAUUCAGCAGGAGUCUGGUCAUUUGUGCCAUCAUAAUGUUGAGAGGUUAAAAAAAAGUAUUCCCUUUUCCAAGUUGUGUAAGCAAUAUUUAAACCCUGGUCAAGGUGUAUGUUUAUUUCCAGGAAAAGAUUCAUUUCAAAAUGUGAUCCUUGGAUUUAAAGACAUUCAUUAAUUCAUGGUCCACAUAGAAAUAAAUUUGGCUUCAAUACCAAAUUAAGACUUGAAACUGGAGAACUGAUAAACCAUGUAAGGCUCACACUCAAAACACUAGCAGGCAGAUAUCUAGAACUCAGAUCAUGGCUGGUUGUACUGUGAGCUUGCUUCUUUAGCAGGCAUGACAUGCAGUGUCCGUUAGCACAGAGAGAGCGCCUGGCUGCCCCCUCAGGCAAGCUUCCCCGCCCUGUGCACGUGAUGAGUGAGUGGCCCUAAACUUGGCGUGGCCACCUAUUUCAUGAGUCAGCUCCACUGUGGUGGGGCUUUGCCCUUGUCAUGGAAGGAAAUGUGGAUUUUUCCUUAAAUAAAUUUAUUUUCGUGA